AUGGAAGACGCGACUGCCUCGCUGGCUACGAUAGCCACAUCUACGCUGAUCGCUGCUACCGCCAGUCUCACCUCUUAUGACGGUAGCGCAUCCCCAACACCAUCAGGCAUGCACACACUAUAUUAUCAUGGAUCAACCUCAGGAUCAGAGGAUCCAGACGAGGGAGGGGGUGAAUGCAAGUUGCUUGGUCCGUUCUCUGUAUUCGUGCAGGUUGCGCUCGGAGGACUUGCGCUAUUAUCUCUGGUCUUCAAGAGGUGGAGAGAACGACCACAGCGACCACUCAAGGUGUGGGCCUUUGAUGUAUCAAAGCAAGUUUUUGGAUCGGUGAUGCUUCACAUGGCAAACCUGCUCAUGUCCAUGUUUUCUGCUGGCCAGCUCGAGAUUCAGAAGCAAUAUAAGCCGAAUCCCUGCUCGUUUUACUUACUAAACCUGGGCAUUGACACUACUCUCGGUAUUCCGAUUCUCAUCCUCAUUCUCCGUGUUCUCAACUACCUCGCCUCCUACACGAUACUCGCCAACCCUCCAGAAUCAAUAGAGUCAGGAAAUUAUGGUCACCCUCCGCGCGCGACAUGGUGGCUCAAACAGUCCAUUGUCUACUUUAUGGGGUUAUUCGGCAUGAAGAUAUGCGUAUUUUUCAUCAUCCAGCUUUUGCCUUUCAUCGUCAAAUUCGGUGACUGGGCCUUGCGAUGGACAGAAGGAAACACAGCUGUUCAAAUCUUCUUCGUGAUGCUUCUGUUCCCAGUCAUCAUGAACGCGAUUCAAUACUACAUCAUCGACAUCUUUAUCAAGAAACCGAUCUCACACGACAUGUACACGGCCGACAACACGAGCGGAGAUGCGGCCACAGCCGACGAUGCUCAGCGCCGGGAGGCCCUUCUCGAUGGCCUGGACGAGUCAUAUUCAACCGACUCAGAUGAUGAAACACCAAUACUUUCUAAGCCGAAGCCUACUGUGCAUACUGUGAAGGAGUCGGAGCACCAACUUACUGAGGAUCAUUCACCUGUUCCUCCAUAUGAACCUCCUAGCUCGAGUAGUAGUCGUGUCGACCCUGACUCGAAAUUUAGUUCUACACACCAUUGA
This is a messenger RNA of Penicillium canescens, 1080 nucleotides long. RefSeq names its product STIMATE family protein. The record is from RefSeq and is a predicted model, not a curated record. The coding region runs from base 1 to 1080 and encodes 359 amino acids. Gene Ontology annotation, cellular component: membrane. NCBI's taxonomy places the organism in Eukaryota, Fungi, Ascomycota, Eurotiomycetes, Eurotiales, Aspergillaceae. The transcript has 2 exons.